Molecule: messenger RNA, 234 nt
Organism: Symbiodinium pilosum
Lineage: Eukaryota; Dinophyceae; Suessiales; Symbiodiniaceae
Source: the annotation of a GenBank genome assembly
GCAAGCUUGCAGAGCUUCCUUGACGACGAAAUCCUUAACCUGCUCUUCUUGUGCUUGGACGGAGCCUCCUUUCCGCUUGAGACGCGCGAGCGGGCCUGCCUGCUGCUCUGCUACCUCGCCAACUCAUUCGAGAAGGUUAAAGCUGCUUUUUCCCAUGGGGGAUCGGCACUUUGGCAAUCGCUGCUGUCCACUCUGAAGGACUGGGCGUUCCAUCCUUGCAUGCUCCAGUUUUGA